AUGACACAAGGAGAGCGAUCGGAACCCCGCCCUGAACCUCUUUCGACGGUACCGUUCCCGCGCGACCCAGACUUUGUUGGCCGCAAUGGACUUCUCGACCAAAUUCACGAGAAAGCAUCGAUAGCGGGAUCUAGACUGGCUCUCGUUGGUCUCGGCGGCGUUGGGUUAGAGCAACAUGUACAUGCAAGUAACGUGGCCCGCUGCGAGAAAAGUCUCCGAGAUCUCGCCGAUCGAGCCAAGAUUCCUGGGAGCCAGGACCGCAACGCGAAUAUAUUCCAAGUCGUCGGCCACUGGUUACAGGACGGAAAAAUCGGAAAAUGGAUUCUUGUCCUUGAUAACGUCGAUGACGACGAGCUCCUUCGCAAAUCAUCAGCGGUCGGGACCGAUGGCCAGAUAAAUACGCACAGCGGUACUUCGACACAACCACUACUGAGGUAUCUUUUCGAUAGCUUUAACGGGUCCAUCAUUGUCACUAGCCGGAAUCGAGCGGUGGCGCUGAACGUCGCCAGUCAUAAGAACAUUAUCGAAUUGCAACCAAUGAAUCAAACCGAAGGGCUUGAUCUACUGCAGAAGAAACUAAGCAUACCGACAGAGCAGGAAAUUAUAGUGCGUUUGGCUCGGGAGCUUGAGUUUAUGCCACUCGCAAUCGUCCAAGCCGCCGGCUAUAUUACACACCGAUCACCGCGUUGUUCAGUAUCGCAAUACCUCGAGAAAAUCCAGAAAGGUGACCGAGAGGCAGCACGAGUACUAAAUGACGAGGCCGGGCUCCUUUACCGAGACUGGGAGGCAAAGAACUCUAUUCUGCUCACAUGGCAAAUAUCAUUUGAUUAUAUUCGCUGGAAAAGGCCUUCUGCGACUGAUCUGCUCUCCCUAAUGAGCUUCUUCAACUGGCAAGGAAUCACCGAGGAUGUCCUUCGGGUUGACCAGAAUCAGAAACGCGGCAGGCAUUUCACUCUCGAGCAGCUAGAGGACAGUUUAAGCGAACAGGACACGGACAAUGAGUCUAAUGGUGCCGCUAACACCGAUUUCGACAAAGAUAUUACAAUCCUCUGUGACUUUUCAUUGAUAGCGGUCGGAGAAGACAGCAUGUCUUUCACAAUGCACCGGCUGGUGCAGCUAACCGUGCGCACCUGGCUCAAAGCCCAUGGCCAACUUGAAUAUUGGAAGGGGCUUUUUAUCAAAAAUCUAUCACUCCUCGGUGCGGAGAACGAGGAGGCGCUUGAUAGCACUACAAUGUUAGCAGGAGCAUACCGAUUAGUCGGUCGGUGGGAGGAGGCCGAGCAGCUCUACUUACAGGUCCUGGAGACUUGUAAGACGAAGCUCAGCGCGGACCAUCCCUCUACGCUGUCGAGCAUGGCCAACCUAGCGUCAACGUAUAGGAACCAGGGCCGGUGGGACGAGGCCGAGCAGCUCGAGGUGCAGGUCCUGGAGACUCGCAGGACGAAGCUCGGCAAGGACCAUCCCUCCACGCUGACUAGUAUGGCCAACCUAGCGUCGACGUAUAGGAACCAGGGCAGGUGGGACGAGGCGGAGCAGCUCUUGAUGCAUGUCCUGGAGACUCGCAAAAUAAAGUUCGGCGCAGACCAUCCUGACACGCUGACGAGCAUGGCCAACCUAGCGUCGACGUAUAGGGACCAGGGCCGGUGGGACGAGGCCGAGCAGAUUGACUUGCAGGUCCUGAAGACAUGCAGGACGAAGCUCGGUGCAGACCAUCCUGACACGCUGACUAGUAUGGCCAACCUAGCAUCGACGUACAGGAAUCAGGGCCGGUGGGACGAGGCCGAGCAGCUCGAGGUGCAGGCCCUGGAGACUCGGAGGACGAAGCUUGGCAAGGACCAUCCUUCCACGCUGACUAGCAUGGCCAACCUAGCGUCAACGUAUAGGAACCAGGGCCGGUGGGACAAGGCCGAGCAGCUCGACAUGCAGGCCCUGGAGACUCGCAGAACGACGCUCGGUGCAGAUCAUCCUGACACGCUGACGAGUAUGGCCAACCUUGCGUCGACGUAUAGGAAUCAGGGCCAGUGGGACGAGGCCGAGCAGCUCUUGGUACAGGUCCUAGAAAUAAGCAAAACGAAGCUCGGCGCGGACCAUCCUGACACGCUGAAGAUCAUGGCCAACCUAGCAUCGUCAUUCUGGUACCAGGGCCGGUGGGAGAAGACGGAGCAGCUCUUGGUGCAGGUCCUGGAGAUAUGCAGGACGAAGCUCGGCGUAGACCAUUCUUCCACGCUGACUAGCAUGGCCAACCUAGCGUCGACGUAUAGGAAGCAGGGCCGCUGGGACGAGGCAGAGCAGCUCGAGGUGCAGGUCCUGGAGACAAGUAAGUCGAAGCUCGGGGCGGACCAUCCUGACACGCUGACGAGCAUGGCCAAUCUUGCUUCCACAUUCGAAGCUACUGGUCGUCGUCCUGCAGCGAUCGAUUUGCUUCGAAGCUGCGUUACCAAGCAGCAACGCAUCCUAGGUCCUGCUCAUCCCGAAACAGUCUCUAAUUCUGACAUCCUGCUGGCCUGGGAGGCUGGGGAGGUGACUAUCGAGAAUUGA
This is a messenger RNA of Penicillium daleae, 2538 nucleotides long. RefSeq lists its product as uncharacterized. Bases 1 to 2538 code for a protein of 845 amino acids. The record is from RefSeq and is a predicted model, not a curated record. Gene Ontology annotation, cellular component: kinesin complex. NCBI's taxonomy places the organism in Eukaryota, Fungi, Ascomycota, Eurotiomycetes, Eurotiales, Aspergillaceae. Gene Ontology annotation, molecular function: protein binding. The transcript is spliced from 4 exons.